This is a messenger RNA of Setaria italica (foxtail millet), 1416 nucleotides long. Its product is annotated as probable prolyl 4-hydroxylase 9. NCBI's taxonomy places the organism in Eukaryota, Viridiplantae, Streptophyta, Magnoliopsida, Poales, Poaceae. Bases 355 to 1239 code for a protein of 294 amino acids. The transcript is spliced from 9 exons. Gene Ontology annotation, molecular function: L-ascorbic acid binding; iron ion binding; procollagen-proline 4-dioxygenase activity. Gene Ontology annotation, biological process: peptidyl-proline hydroxylation to 4-hydroxy-L-proline. Gene Ontology annotation, cellular component: endoplasmic reticulum. The record is from RefSeq and is a predicted model, not a curated record.
GACUUGUUUUAUUAUUAAAAUUAUUUUAGCAUGGCUUUAACAAAAUAUUUUUUGUAUAUUUAUAAUAUAUUUUUAAUAAGAUUGAAUUCGGAGGGAGUAUUCGGCGUCAACUGUGAACCGUUUGUACAUAAGCGCGCCGCGCCCGUCUUUCGUCGAUUUGGUCCCACCCGUCAGUGCUCCGACACCCGACGAACGAAAGAAAUACUCGCUCCCUAUCAGAGAUUAAGAGGAAGACGACCCCGCCUCCUCUCGUGACGCGAGCAACCUCUCCUCUCAUCGCCGGCUCGUCCUCUGCUCCUCGCCUCCCGAUCCCCGACCCACACGCGUCAGACGAGAGGCGGCUUGCACGCGGGAAUGAAGGGAGGUGGCGUCAUCAGGGCCGCCGGCGGAGGCGCCGGCGGCGUGGGUCUUAUGCGGACGCGGCUGCGGCUGCCCGUGGUGCUCCUCUCCUGCUCCCUCUUCUUCCUUGCCGGUUUCUUCGGCUCGCUCCUCUUCACCCAGGAUCCGGAGGACGCGGACAUGCCGGUGCGGAGGGAGCGGCUGCUGGAGGCGGCGUUGCCCGAGAUGCCCUUCGGCGAGUCCGGCGAGGCUGCGCCGUCCUUGAUCCCAUACCAGAUUUUGAGCUGGCAGCCUCGUGCAUUGUACUUUCCACAAUUUGCGACAUCAGAACAGUGUGAAAAUAUAGUAAAAACUGCAAAGGAAAGACUUGCACCAUCAACGUUAGCCCUGAGGAGAGGAGAAACUACAGAGAGUACCAAAGGAAUCAGGACAAGUUCGGGAACAUUCCUCAGUGCCAAUGAAGACCCAACUGGAACCCUUGCAGAAGUUGAGAAGAAGAUUGCAAGGGCUACCAUGAUACCCAGAAAUCAUGGGGAGCCCUUUAAUGUCCUGCGGUAUGAGAUUGGACAAAGGUAUGCUUCACAUUAUGAUGCAUUUGACCCUGCCCAGUAUGGUCCACAAAAAAAUCAAAGGGUAGCGUCUUUCUUGCUUUAUCUCACGGAUGUCGAAGAAGGGGGAGAAACAAUGUUCCCAUAUGAGAAUGGGGAGAAUAUGAAUAUAGGCUAUAACUAUGAAGACUGCAUUGGCCUAAAGGUAAAACCAAGGAAGGGUGAUGGACUCUUGUUUUACUCCCUUAUGGUAAAUGGCACCAUUGACCCGACUUCUCUUCACGGUAGCUGCCCCGUGAUCAAGGGCGAGAAAUGGGUUGCCACAAAAUGGAUUAGAAGCAAUACAGUGUAGAGAUCGAGAGGCUCAAGGGUUAAGACGCCCUCCAAAAGAGAUCAUACGCACAUAUACUAACAAUUUUUGUACUUAUUGAAUUGUCGUGGACAUUGAUGGAAUAGUUAAAAGAAAGUGUAGCCAUUCUGUUUGCAUUGUGUCAAUAUAUACUUAUAGCGUUACAAGUUACAAGUGACA